CAGUAUGAUCAGUCAGCACUUGCACGCCAGGGGCGUGGCAGCCUCGACCGGCCUGGCGGUAUGUGCCAUACUCAUCAUGCAGGCUGGAGAACCUCAGGGUCCGGUAGUGGGCGCCGACUUAUCCACUUGGAUGGACAAAGCGCUCCAAGGUGCUGCAGUGCACGCCGGAGUGUGCCUCUUCAGCGGGGUGACAAUCCUCCUGUUGACCGCCACUUACAGGCUGCUUUUCUGCCCGCUGGAGCUCCUCAAGGCGCCCGAGGAUGUGGGAUACAUCGUGGAGGACGGCCGCUCCAAGGCGCGCACCGCCAACGACGUGCGCCGCCGGAGGAAGACUGGAGAGCUGCCUCCGGUUUACCCUAACGGGUGGUACCGAGUUAUGGACUCCCACAUGCUGCGGAAAGGAGAAGUCAAAGAUGUAACGAUGCUUGGUGAACAGCUGGCAGUGUUUCGAGGAGAAGAUGGGAAGGCCUAUGUUGUCGAUGCCUACUGCCCUCACUUAGGUGCCAACCUGGCUGUGGGAGGACGUGUGGUGGGAAACUGCGUCGAGUGUCCGUUUCAUGGAUGGCAGUUUCGGGGAAACGAUGGCAAAUGUGAGAGGAUACCUUACGCUGAAAAAGUGCCGGAUUUUGCGAAGGUGAACACCUGGCCCAGCUGUGAAGUUAAUGGUCAGAUCCUGCUUUGGUUUCACUGUGAUAGCGAUGAGCCUCAGUGGACUGUCCCGGAGCAGCAGGAGAUCACCAAGGGCGAGUGGGUCUAUCGAGGAAGAACAGAACAUUUCGUCAAUGCGCACAUACAGGAGAUUCCUGAAAAUGCAGCAGACAUCUCUCACCUGUCUCACCUGCACACAGCAAGUAUCGCCAGUGGAGCCGACCUGCGCUACACAAACAGCAAAACCUGGCAGUUUGUGCGACACGAUUGGAAAGCUCAGUGGGCGCCAGAGUCCUUUCCCAACAACCACUGUUCGCAGAUGCUGGUGAAGCAUGCUCUUUACGUGUUUGGAUGCCACUGGCCUGUGUUGGAUCUCCAUGUUGUUGCGAGACAGGUCGGGCCAGGAGUGGUGCUUAUGCGGUUCGACCACAGGUUUUUGGGCAGUGGAGUUAUUAUGCAGGGCGUGACACCAGUGGAGCCCCUGUUGCAGUGUGUCUCGCAUACAAUUUUCUAUCAGUCAAAUAUUCCCGCCCUGGUGCCUAAAUUCUUCCUCAAAGCAGAAUCCAUUCAGUUUGAGCGGGAUGUGAUGAUCUGGAACAACAAGAGGUACAUCUCCAAGCCUCUCCUGGUGAAGGAAGAUUCUGCCAUCCAGAAGCACAGACGGUGGUACAGUCAGUUCUACAGUGAGAACAGCCCCCGGCUCCAAUAUCAGCGUGACACUUUAGACUUUUGACCUUCAUUUAACGUUAGGUCAUCAACAUUUACUGACACAUUAAGCAAAGUGUGUGUAAAAUAUCAGGCCCUCCACUAGGAAACAUUUGAAGGACAGCAUUCAGUUAGUUUGCAUUUAACCACAGACUGUGAAAGUGCUAUGCGUGUGUUUAGUGGUUAGUUACUGAGACAAUCUCUAGAAAUUCUUACUAUGCUUUGGAGCCUGAAUAAAGCACUCUUAACGCGCUGCUGCAACCUUAUCGAAAUGCACAUGAGGACAGAUUAUGUCCACGUAACAUGGGGGGGUUCAAGUUGAAAAGCAAUACAAUUCCCCAUGAUUAAGCAUUACUGGUGUGACGCCGGACUUGAAUGUGCAUGUGGCCUGCUGAAACAAUGUCCUGAAUUUAAAAUGUCUUCUACUUUCAAAAUACAGUGUAAUUAUUUAUACGUAUGCAUCCAAACCUGCUGCUGCAUGUGGCAUAGCUAACCAUCUCAACACCACGUCUAAGUGAACAGCAACUUAUUCCACAUGUCUUACAAGACUCAUAUCAGUGUCUAAGUCUCAGUGUUGAGCAAAAUUAUUGAAAAAAAAAAUGCAAUGAUGUGAAAAUCCCCAGAUAAAAGCUCCACAAUAUAUUGUGUUUUUUUUUUUUCUUUUAACUUUUAUAGUUGACAAAUCAACCAGAAUAAAGUUUUUUGUUCGGGGUUCAAAUAAUGGUUUUGUGUUUUUAAUUUUUAAAUGAACAUAAUAUCAAUAUGGGCCAAUAGUGACACAUUUUUGUCACAUAUACUUUGACUCAUUAAUGAAAGAAAAUGUAAAUAAAUAUAUAUGAAUAAUACAUAGAUUCAAAUAGAGCAUAAGUAAUAAUAAUAAAUCGUCCAUCCAUCCAUUUUCUAUGCCACUUGUCCUCACUGGGGUCAAGGAGGAAUGCUGGAGCCUAUCCCAGCUGAGUUCGGGUGAGAGGCGGGGUACACCCAAUGUAGCAGUUUUAAAUAGUUGUAAAACUGAAAGCAAAACAUAAGUGUAUUUAUCCGCAUUCAUUUUGUAACUCCGCUGUCAGAUAAAGUAUCUUUUUUCACCACAGUACCAUCUGCUGGAUUGAGUAGAGCACUGCACGUUUUACUCCAAAAUCUCAAUUGAUUGAGAAAAUACACCGACUUUGAAAGAAGGCGCGAAGAGAAACGAUGUCUUUUCGAAGCAAAGCGAGCAGAGAAGCAAAUAGGCGAGUGUGACUCGGUCACACUGCAACAUCAGGACAGCUGUGAGGAGAAUGGCAGAGCGACAGACAAACGGUGACAGAUGGGCUAACCAAAAGACAUCUGUUCCGUAAAGUAGGACUUGGCAGGGAGGCCUCAUCCUCACCGCAGUGGAAGUGUCAGGAGUUUGUGUUGCCACAUGAGUUGGCACGUGUGCCCCAUAUGCAGCGAGGUCUUUGAUUCGCACGGAGGGCACAGUGUCACCUUCCUGAGCUGCAACCAGGCGCUGCAGUGCCCUUUAUGGCCACAGAUGACUGCAUUACCAUAGUCGGCCUGCAGGAGGAGUUGUAGAGUUGUUAAGAACCUGGAGCUAUUUGCUAUCGUUGAUCAUGGCACUGAACUUCAAGUUUGAGCCUUCCUUUCAGUUCUGUGAUCUUGCUUGUGUGCAACCACACACAGUUUAUUGACUGUAUAUUAUUAGAGUUCAUGCACAUUUCCUUAAAUCUUAUGUUCUGGAAGUAUGAAGUAUGAAUUCUGCUGUCUCCCAAAAAAAUCCUAAAUGAAAAUAUCUGCAGCAGGACAAUGAUCCAAAACACACCAGCAAGUCCACCUCUGAAUGGAUGAAGAAAAACUAAAUGAAGACUUUGGAGUGGCCUAGUCAAAGUCCUGACCUGAAUCCUAUUGAGAUGCUGUGGCAUGACCUUAAAAAGGCGCUUCAUGCUGAAAAAGCCUCCAGUGUGGCUGAAGAUGAGUGGGCCAAAAUUCUUCCACAGCGCUCAAGAGACUCAUUGCAAGUUAUUGCAAAGGCUUGAUUGCAGUUGUUGCUGUUAAGGGUGGCCCAACCAGUUAUUAGGUUGAGGGGGACUUUUUCACACAGGAUUUUUCUCCUUUAAUAAAAAGUUUCAUUUAAAAACUGCAUUUUGUGUUCAGUUGUGCUGUCAUUGACUAAUAUUUCUGAUCAUCUGAGACAUUUAAGUGUGACAAACAUACAAAAAAAAAAAAAAAAAAUCAGGAAGUUGGCAAACAUUUUUUACAUCACUGUAAGUACCAGUCAAAUGUUUGGAAACACUUUUGCAUAGUAUUGAAUGGGAAAGCGUCUACAAAGUAAAUGUAUUGUAUUUUCAGAAAAAAAAAACAUCCUGCUUGUCGGGUUUACAUUAUCCGAACCAACAUUUCAACAUUUUCUUGUUACGUAACACCUUCUUGCUCUUCCCCCCCACUUUAGCUCUUUUUUUUUUUAGUAGUGAUUGUAUUUUUGGAAUGGCCCCCAUGACGCACUUAGGACAAAAAAAAGUGUCCAAAGUGCUAAGUGUUGAAGUACCAUGCUCGUGAAGUACCAGCACUAGAAUUUCCUUCUGGACCAAUAAAGAAUCUUCCUAACUCAUUCUUACUUGACCUCUCUUUGCCUGCUUUUGUGUAAAUCCAUCCACACAAUGACCUUGAAUCGUUGCUCUUCUUGCUUUCUGGGUCAUAGUCAAUAGAAGCUCAGGUGCACUCGGUUAUUAUUAGCAGCAUCUUGAUUAUUUUUUGUAGUGCACAUAAAUAC
Dunckerocampus dactyliophorus (ringed pipefish) is the source of this 4102-nucleotide messenger RNA. Its product is annotated as cholesterol 7-desaturase nvd. Bases 5 to 1381 code for a protein of 458 amino acids. Gene Ontology annotation, biological process: chlorophyll biosynthetic process; cholesterol metabolic process. Gene Ontology annotation, molecular function: chlorophyllide a oxygenase activity; 2 iron, 2 sulfur cluster binding. The record is from RefSeq and is a predicted model, not a curated record. Gene Ontology annotation, cellular component: chloroplast. NCBI's taxonomy places the organism in Eukaryota, Metazoa, Chordata, Actinopteri, Syngnathiformes, Syngnathidae. The transcript is spliced from 7 exons.